AUGCGGUUCUCACCAUCUCUCGCCCUGCUGGGCGUUCACCUUGGUGGUGUGACAGCAGCAGCCCAGCCUGGCCUAGCCAUGUACCCACUCUCCAACGACACGCAGUUCGCCUUCAUCCUCGCAGAGAAGCUCUCCCUCGCCAACGGUGGCGGCGCCGCGACGGGCGAGAUCCUGCGCGCGGCCUCACAGAUUGCGCCGGGCGACUUCGAGUCCUUCUACCGCGAGUUCAAGUUCCUGGCCGACAGCAUCCACGCGGCGGGCAGCGGUGCCAAGCACCCGUCGGCGCGGCGCGAGGCCUUCUUCCGCUCGUCGGCCUACUACCGCGCCGCCGACUUCUUCCUGCACGGCAACGCGAGCGACCCGCGGCUCGAGACCCUGUGGGAGAGGUUCGACAUCCCCGUCAUCUUCUACCCCGCCCCCCGCAGCCGGGGCAACUGCACUGCCGUCCGCCGUCCGGCCUUCCUCGUCGGCAACGGGUACGACGGCCCGCAGGAGGACCUGUACCACUCCAUCGGCCGCCAGGUGCACGAGCGCGGGUGGAACUUCGCCACGUACGAGGGGCCCGGCCAGUCGACGGUGCGGCGGCAACAGGGGCUAGGGUUCCGGCCAGACUGGUGGAGCGUCGUGACGCCCGUGGUGGACUACCUGUCGGGGCGGGCCGAUGUCGACACCGACCGCGUCGCCCUCGCGGGCUACUCGUUCGCCGGGACGCUCGCGCCCCGGGCCGCCAGCCGCGAACACAGGCUGGCGGCGGUGUUGCUCAUCGACGGCCUGUAUAGUCUGCAGGCGGCGCUGAGGGACCAGUUCCCGCUGGAGCUGGUGCAGCUGUUCGACUCCGGGAACAAGACCUUAUUUGACGCGGUCGUGAACGAGGCGCGUGCCAACACCAGCACCGUCACCCAGUUCCGCUGGCUGCUCGACCAGGGCACCUGGGCGUUCGACACGGCGAGCCCGUUCGAGUGGUUCACCCAGCUGGGCGAGUACACCCUCGACGGCAUCCUCCCGGACGUCCGAUGCCCAGUCUUCGUCGCGUCCGGCGAGAACGACGACACCGCGCCGGGCCAGCCGGAGGAGGUCGCUAAGCUGCUCGGCAGCCAGGGGUAUUACCACCUGUUCAAGACGGAUCUUGGGGCCGGCGAGCACUGCCAGCUCGGGGCGGAGCCGCAGCUCGCACAGGUUAGCUUGGAUUGGCUGGAAGGCAUAUUCGAAGGCAUCGGCCAGGAAGGGGGGAGCUAGAAAUAGGUGGUCGUCGGUCGGUGAUGGCCAUGCUCAACUGUGUCACUAUACUACAUUAACGGUCGCUCUUUCGAUUAACGGUCGCUCUUUCGCCGUCUCUUUUUCCUUUCUCUCUGAAGACGAGCCAUUUAGAAACUUAGGUAC
Messenger RNA from Phialemonium atrogriseum, 1380 nucleotides. RefSeq names its product putative dihydropseudooxynicotine hydrolase. The coding region runs from base 1 to 1236 and encodes 411 amino acids. NCBI's taxonomy places the organism in Eukaryota, Fungi, Ascomycota, Sordariomycetes, Cephalothecales, Cephalothecaceae. The record is from RefSeq and is a predicted model, not a curated record. The transcript is spliced from 2 exons.